AUGGGAUUAUCCUUCGAAUCAUUCAGAAUUCAUAUAUUUACGAUUUGUUUUAUUGCUGUAGCCACUGUUACAUGUAUAAUCUGGAUCGUUUAUAAAAAAGCAAGAGCAAUUCACCCAUUUAUACUCAAAAUUCGUGGAAUUCUUUUCUUAUACAAUCCAGCAGUUUACUAUUAUCUUCCUUCGAUGUUUAUCGGCUAUCAAAUUGCAUUAUUCCAAACAGAUGACAUAUCUUUUUCAAAAAUUGCUUUAAUUUUACUAGAAAUCAUUGUAAUUGCUUUGGCUACAUGGUUUACGUUCUCAUUAUCCCCACUUCUCUUUCAAAAUCCUCUUUUUUCAAAAGCUCAUCUUCCUACAACUCUUUUUCCAAAUUAUAAUUGCGUUUACCACUUUUUGGCGGAUAUAGUCUACGUAAUACAAGUUUUUAACAUUACUUCUAAGAUUGUUCAAACUCUUGUUUCAGUUAUUUAUUUUAUUUAUGCAAUUCAACACGCAGUUCGACUCUACAGGCUCCCCUACUUAUCGCACUUCCUAUCAGCAGUUUCUAUCGCUAUCGACAUCAGCCACGCGGUCAUUACUCCUUGCGCAAUUUGGUUUUCAAAUGUUCAAUGCCAAACAAUAUUUUUCCUUAUAUCGGCUGGUUCUCUGAUCUUAUUAAUAGCCAUAUUCUACUGGAUUUUGGAGUACAGAGGAAAGAAAUUGGUCAAAGACCUCGAAUCUCUAGAACAACUCAAAAUUGACAAAGACAAAACAAUUCUUUACGUACAGGAAGCACUUUUAGAGUGUAAAAUUACGAAAAAUUUGUUAAAUCAAAUUGACCCAAUAUUUGAAGGGUCAACAAGGCUCGAAGUGCUUGCCAUUCAUCAAUAUCUUAAAUGUAUAUACGCAGACGACCCUCAAACCUUACAAAACAUCAAGAGAACAAUUUUAUCUUUACAUAUGUUCAAACAAUUACCAACAAUUCAGUCGUUUUUCUUGUUCGAACUUCUCCAUUCCGUAUGUAAACUCGAACGCGAUACGAUUCUCUCUCCAGAAAACGAUCUAAUGAAAAAAUACCAAACAUAUGAAAUGGAAGCCGAGAGAUUUUGGGACAGUAUGAUCAGAGGCAAGCUCAAACCAGCCAUGUCAGCACUUCUAGAGCUCAACCGCCAGAUUGCGGACUUUUCCGAAGUAUUUCGAUCUUAUAACUGCUUAUAUCCUAACAACGACAUGGUUCUGAAGCUCAAACAGGACUUCGCGUACAACGUCAUACCAGCCUGCACAACAAUAAGCGAUACAAAGAUAGAUUUACCGAUGACUCAUCUCCAAAUAAGAUAUGCGCAGUUUGUUGGGCUUAGAGUUGACAAACUCGCACGUCUUUUCUUCGGAGACGACGAAGUAGAGAAGUCUGUCAUCAAAGCAACGCAAAUUGAGAUGAAUAUCAAAUCAAAUAUCGCAAAACACGUAAUGAAACCGUUAAAUAACCGUUCCAAAGCGAUAUUUUGGAUCCAAUGUUUCGUUGUUGUUGCUUUUAUCCCGAUUUGUUCGGUCUAUCCCUUUUUUGUGUUGAAAAGAACGCGAGAUAUCUCAAAAUUCCGGAAUUUCUCAUCAGAAAUAAGCAAAGUAGCUUCGGAGUGGGUGUUUAUAUCAAUUACGAUAUGCCAAACGUUGAAUCAGAGCGUAUAUGAUCUUGUAACUGAAGAAUCUUUGUUGGAAUCGAUAAAACAUAACACGUCGUCGAUUGUUACCAUCCAGACAUUAUUCUCGCAACUCAAUGAUACGCUAAAUGACUUUAUUGUGCAGAUGAGAUUAUUAUUUAUCCAAAAUUCGUACUUUUCUGAGGCUCCUCCGCUUUCUAACAUCAGACAGAUAUUCUUGGAUGAUAAGGUAAACUAUUUCCCGUACGCUGAUAACAUAACUGAGUCUUUGGACAAAGGAUUUCAAGUAAAAGCGUUAUUACUCUUUUACUUCACGUAUGUCAGUAAUUUUAUCGAUGAUCUCAAUGCUUCCGACCCUUACAACUCAACAAUCGCGGAGCAUAUCAGAGAAAGAGCGUAUAAAUUCUCGAAUAUUACUCUAAAUAUCAUGAAUUUAGUCGCAAAAACAUUCGGUUACAUAGAUGAAUACGUGCAUGGUUACAUAGGUGUCCAAUCCGUAUCAAACGUCUUAAUAUAUAUCCUUGUUGCCAUUAUUGUCCUCUUUAUUGCAGCAGAGCCAUUCACUGUCUACUUUUUCAGAAAAAGUGUCAUGUCAGAAAUUUCGGAAGACCUGAAAAAAUAUUUUAGACUUCAUACUCAGAGCCCUGAUGAUACUAAAGAUGAAGAAUACGUCGAAGAAAUUGAAGAAUUUCCAAUUUCAACAUUAAUCCCUAAAACAAGCCCAAGUUUAGGUGUAAUGAUCGGAUAUGCAUUCUUCAACAUGUUACUGUGGGCAUUUACAUAUAAAUCUUACUACGAAAUCUCUUCUUUGCUGAAUACUGUCAAUAGUAUCGAAAAACUUGACAUAGAUUCGGCCAUUUCUUUGAAUUCCGUGCUCGCUGCAUACCAAUUUGCAAACACAACAAGCGAUUUCUCAUCAAUUACGAUAGAUAAUAUGUUGACUUUGUAUAAUGAUGUUUUUAACUACAUAAAGGACAGUAACGAGACAAGUGUUCCAUUGUACGAGAUACUUAAUGCAACCAGAUCGAACCAAAUCGAGUCAGAAGAGUUUGAUAGCCUUCAUGAAUUUUAUCAUCAGAUCAGUUUCGAGCAAUUAUACCUUUUAAUAGGAUAUUUGACCGGUACUCUUGCUAAAAAUGUCACCGAUGGCCUCGGAUCCCCUUACAUUCACUCAUUUCAUAUCAAUUUCCAGACUUUGAGGCCGAUUAAAUCAAAUUUAACAUAUCUAUACAACAGCUACUUGACUGAAGAGAUCGCCCACCUUGGUUUCCUUUGCGGAAUGGACGUUUUAGUAUAUGUCAUGGCAUCAAUUCUCAUGUUUGCCUUGUUUUGGCGCAGAUACCUCGAUGCCGAUGACAUGAAAGUCCAGCUUGGCCGGCUAAUUAUGGAUUUAGACCCAAUUUUCAUUGCACAAAACCAAUGUUUAGUAGAAUUCAUAGUUGGCAGCAAAUCUGGAGUACUUCCAUGGAUGAAAGGAUCUCCAAUCUUUGAGAUUUUGAACUCUACUGACACUCCUCUUCUGAUUAUCAACGAUCAUCUCUCAAUUAUGGCCUUUACAAGCGUAAUUGCAGAGAUGUUCAACUACAGACCGGAGCAGAUCAUCGGCCAGCACUACACAAUGCUGUUUACUAUCAAGGGAGAGGCUCCAUCAAAAUCUCAAGAGUCAUUUUUCUCCAGAAUCAACGAUAUUUUAUCACAGAAGAGCGGCUGCACCUCAAAGAUACUGUCCGGAAUCACUUCCGAUGGAAAUUACCUCAAAGUUGACGUCAGAGCUUCGGUCAUAACAUUUGAUGAGCACCAUUACAUCUUUUUCGAGCUGAAAUCGCUAGAAGUAUCAUCAUUCUACGACGAUGCAACGACGUUAUGCCAGAAUACCAUUAAAGAUAUGAUCGAAACUUCAAUUCCACUCAAAUUGUUCCCUCCGAUCGAGAACGGCAAAGGAUAUUUAUCGAGGAAGUUCUUCGGAGGCACUUUGGUCUAUUGCGCCAUGGAAAACAACGAUAUAAUGCGACCAAUCAACGAAAUGGAAGAAAAGAUGAACCAAAGAUUAACACAAUUAUACAGAGGAGACGAUGAUUGCCUUGUUCUUGCAGCAACAAUUAGUUAUUCCUUACUUUUAUUUACGAAUACAGAUAAUACGAGAGUUCAUCGAGCAAGAGCACUCCAAUACAUCAAAGAUUACUCUGUAGUAGACGCUGGUUCAGAUACUAAGCAAGUUUCCGUGAUGUUAGACGUAGAUCAGUAUUUCGAAGCCGUUCAGUUCCUCCCUCCAUCAGUUCCGGCCAAAUACAAUGGAAAAGAGAUCUCCGCUAAGGAAUCCAACAAUUUCUCCCCUCAAAUGACAACAGACCCCUUCCUGGACAAGUUAGGGACAAUGGGGGCCAUGUUAUCGAUUCUGAGGCCAAACAUGGUCAUAAUGCAAGCGUACAUGGCCGAACACUUGGAAAAGUCCUGCAAACUUAUGCCUGUGACUUUGGUCAACAACAACGAGAAGUUCGUAGGUAUAGCAAUUGACGAGCUGCCUGAUGCAUCAGUUAUGCUUGAAGAACUCAAACAUGACAACAAUAAUUAA
Molecule: messenger RNA, 4206 nt
Organism: Trichomonas vaginalis G3
Lineage: Eukaryota; Parabasalia; Trichomonadida; Trichomonadidae
Product: PAS domain domain-containing protein
Exons: 1
Coding region: 1-4206 (1401 amino acids)
Biological process (GO): regulation of DNA-templated transcription
Source: RefSeq, a predicted model, not a curated record